Messenger RNA from Acanthosepion pharaonis, 1632 nucleotides. Lineage: Eukaryota; Metazoa; Mollusca; Cephalopoda; Sepiida; Sepiidae. The record is from the annotation of a GenBank genome assembly.
AUGUCCGAUGCUAUCAAUGAUGGAUCGGUAGUUGAAUCAGUCGACGACCAACCGAUUCCUAUCUAUCGGCACCAGAGAAAAUUUCCUUAUCAACGCCUCAAGUGUAUCUUUGUCACUUGCACGAAAUAUUUCUUUUUCUUUUUUAUCGUAAAUUCCUUUUUGUCUUUAAUUUCUACUCUUUCUCCGUCUUCACUCUUUUUCUUCGAGCUUUUCUCUCCUUUCCAUGUUCCUUUUUUCUUAUCUUCUUCUUCUUCUUCUCCUUCGCCCUUCCCGCCCACCUUCGACAUUUGGUUCUUCCUACUUGAACGCAACGCCGCCAUAUUUCUUUUCGUCUUACCGCCACUUCCUGAAAUUAAUGAUCUUUCUUCUCGCAGGGGGGAGAAUAGUAAUGAUUCAACUAUUAUCUACUCCAUCUUUAAAUUUCUUUCUUUUUCUUUUUUUUUUGCUGUUGUUUUUACUUUUUUAAUUAUCUCUUUUCACAUUCCUUUCUUUCUUUCUUUCUUUCUUUCUUUCUUUCUUUCUUUCAUUUUAAUGUUCAUUCUGUCAGUUGAUUCUCUUCUCUCUCUUUCUCCUUCUUUCUACCUUAUUAUCCAUUCCAUCUUCCUUCUUUUAGUCCGAGAUAUUAUGAUAGAAAAUCUUAAGCUUUCUUUCUUUCUUUCUUUCUUUCUUUCUUUCUUUCUUUCUUUCUUUCUUUCUUUCUUUCACUUCUCAUCAUUCACGUUUUCUUUUCUCUCAUUGUUAUCUCUUUCUCGUUAUUUUAAACUUUUUUCUUCCUUUCUUUUUUUAAGAUUUGAUCCUUCAAUUGAUUCCGACCCUUCACUCUUUUCUUCUUUCCCCUAUUAUUUCUCUCGUCUCCCUUUUCUUAUUUUGCCUCAAAUUCUUUCUUUCUUUCUUUCUUUCUUUCUUUCUUUCUUUCUUUCUUUCUUUCUUUCUUUUCUAAUUCUUGUUCUCUCAAAUGAUUCCAACCUUUUUCUCUUUCCCCUCUCUCUCGUUUAUCUCUCCUAUCUUCCUUCUUUCCAUUCUCACUGUUUUGUCAGGAUAUUUUUAAGCGGCUCAAUUCCCUUUUUUCGCCUCCAUCCCUCUCCUUUCUUACCUUGCUCUCCGCAAUCCUUGCGCUCCUAUUUCAAGCUUCCUUUCCUACUUGUAGUUAUCCGUCUUUCAUUCCCAACUUGCUCCGCCUUCUUAUUAUUCGUGUCUCCAUUUUUCUCUUUCUGCAUAGAUCCUCAUCCUCUUCUUUUGUUCAUAGUUAACGCUCUUCCAGUUUUUUCUUCUUCUUCUUCUUCUUCUUCAUUUUCUUUAUCUACAUCUUCAUCAUCAUCUACAUCAUCAUCUCCUUCUUCACCUUCUUUUUCUUCUUCUUCACCUUUUUUCUUCUUCUCCACCUUCUUUUUCUUCUUCUUCGUCUCCUUCUUCUUCACCUUAAUCAUCUUCUUCAUCAGCAUCAUCAUUAUCUACAUCAUCACGAUUGUCAUCUCCUCCUCCUCCUCCUUCUUCUUCUUCUUCUUCUUCUUCUUCAAUUCCUUCAUCUCCUUCUUUUCCUUAAUCUUCUUCAUUUUCUUUAUCUACAUCAUCAUCAUCAUCAUCUCCUUCUUCACCUUCUUUUUUUCUUCGUCUCCUUCUUCUUCACCUUAA